AUGACUACUGUCCACGACGAAGAGCAGAUUCUUAACGAUGUUGAGGAAGCCGAAGAGUCUUUUCUUGAAGUGUAUAUAAGAUUCAAUGCUGACUCCGAUAAGGACUACUGUUUCCAGUUGAAGCUGACAACAACUUUUAAAGAUCUUCUCAACAUCUUUAACAUGUUGCCACUUGCACUUCGUCCAUCUGUGUUUUACAAUAGGAUGCCACUUGGUUUCAAAGUCUCCACCUCGCCGGGUUAUUUGACGGAAGAUGGUAACUUUUUAUUCGAUGCAAACGCAGAAAAGAUUGUCAAGUCCGUGCCUCAAGACGAGGAAGUAUCCAAACACUGCUGGCCAGGCCAAUUAAUCUUGCCUAUUUGGGAGUUCAACUCUUUUGGAUAUUACGCCUUCGUGGCAUUUUUAUUAACCUGGCUUUAUACCGAUCUUCCAGACUUCAUUAGUCCCACACCUGGCAUUUGUUUGACAAAUCAAGUUGCGCAUGCAAUGAUUUGGGCUCUGAAAUACUUUGGUUACACCAAUUUGGCUGUGAAGCUUCAAAGAGAUCUUUUUGAAGAAUCAUCUGUCACCGCACAGUGCUUCUAUUUUGCUUUCCAUCUUUUCAAGUGCUUUGCGAUUUUUGUUUCUUUGUAUUUUGGUAUUUUCAACCCGAUCAAACUCUUCAGAUUAACUCCUGGCUCAGUUAAAUUGAAAAUCACCCGUGAGGAGUUAUUGAGUAUUGGAUGGACCGGCACAGCGAAGGCUGAUAUAAAUGACUACAGAGACUAUUAUCGUGAUUACAAGAUCAAAGAACAUGGUGGCAUGGUCAGCGCUCACAGGGCUGGUCUUUUCAGCAAAUUGGGAAACUUGGGUACGCAAUUAGGGGAAGGAGAAGGCUACAACACACCUAUCGAUCAAAAACUGACUCUCAAAGAUGACUUAGAGGGUUCUAAGUUGGUAUUGAACUAUGAGUAUUUCACUCAAUUGGGACUCACCUUUGCGAUGUAUAUCCAAGAUAAGGAGGGACAAGAGCUUGUCGAUUGCAUCAAACAAUACCGGCGGUAUGGUUUGUUGCACGCAAACAAAAAACUCAAGGACAUUGUGGCGCAUCGUAAACUGUUACAACCUCCCUCUGACAACGCUCAACUGAUUCUCGAAAAUGAAAGGUUGGAAAGAAAAGCAGCAACUCAAAGAUGGGCUCGAGGCGAAUUUGAUAAAAAGCCAAGCGACGAAGCCGCUAAUCCUGAUAAAAGCAUUGAGCUGGAAAAAGUUGAGUAG
Messenger RNA from Diutina rugosa, 1257 nucleotides. RefSeq lists its product as uncharacterized. The record is from RefSeq and is a predicted model, not a curated record. The transcript has a single exon. NCBI's taxonomy places the organism in Eukaryota, Fungi, Ascomycota, Pichiomycetes, Serinales, Debaryomycetaceae. The coding region runs from base 1 to 1257 and encodes 418 amino acids.